Miscanthus lutarioriparius is the source of this 339-nucleotide messenger RNA. NCBI's taxonomy places the organism in Eukaryota, Viridiplantae, Streptophyta, Magnoliopsida, Poales, Poaceae. The record is from the annotation of a GenBank genome assembly.
AUGGCCGACCUCAACGCCGCCCCCCAGUUCGCGCUCUGCGUGGCGCUGGGCAUCUCCAACAUCCUGAAGCCGCUGCUCGACUUCCUGGACGACGGGGCCAACAAGCCGCUCAGCCCCGUCCUCGAGUUCGCCGUCGCCGUGCUCAUCCCCACCCUCCCGCUCGCGUACCUCAUGGGCAUCCUCCUCCUGCAGCUCCAGGCGGCGCCGGCCGUGCCGCCGGCUCCCGGGGCGGCAAGGAGGCUCGCUUGCUUCGCCUGCACCGUGGUGUCGGCCGUGCUUGCUCUGCUCGCCGUGGCCCUCAUCGCCUUCUGGUUCCUCACCGGCGGCUCGCCGCCGUGA